CACAAAUUUUAUUUAUAAAUUUAUGUGUGCUAAUCGUUAUUAUAGAAUGAAACAUGUCUAUAAGUUUUUCGAUCCAUUGACAUCUUACUUAUUUUUUUAAACAUGUCAGAACUAAUUAUCCAAGAACCGAUAACGGAUGAUCCAGAUAUGGAUAAAGAGAUUUUGGCAAUGCCUACUCAGGAUGUAAUAACACGCACCAGAUUGUUGGAAGGAGAAAUAAGAAUUAUGAGAAGUGAGAUUACAAGGUUAACUCAUGAAAUGCAGAACCAAAAGGAAAAGAUAAAGGAAAACGCCGAAAAGAUUAAAGUAAGCAAAACCCUACCCUACUUGGUGAGUAAUGUUGUCGAGCUUUUGGAUGUGGACCCUAACAGAGAUGCCGAUGAAUUUGCCGAGGACUUGAUGGAGCAAGAAGGCGCAAAUGUUGAUCUCGACGCUCAAAGGAAGGGCAAAUGUGCAGUCAUUAAAACUUCGACCAGGCAGACUUACUUUUUACCAAUAGUUGGAUUGGUAGAUGUGGAAAAAUUGACCCCUGGGGAUUUGGUGGGUGUCAACAAGGAUAGCUAUCUUAUCUUAGAAACUCUACCACCUGAGUAUGAUUCUAGGGUAAAAGCUAUGGAGGUAGAUGAAAGACCUACGGAACAGUAUGGAGACAUUGGCGGGCUAGAAAAACAGAUUCAGGAGUUGAUCGAGGCCAUUGUGUUACCAGUUACUCACAAGGAUAGGUUCGAUAAGUUAGGUAUUCAGCCACCCAAGGGUGUUUUGCUAUAUGGACCCCCUGGGACUGGUAAGACGCUACUUGCUAGAGCCUGUGCUGCUCAGUCAAAAUCAACUUUUUUAAAGUUGGCUGGACCUCAAUUGGUGCAGAUGUUUAUUGGUGACGGUGCAAAGUUGGUUAGGGAUGCAUUUGCUUUGGCUAAAGAAAAAGCUCCGACUACCAUAUUUAUUGAUGAACUUGAUGCUAUAGGCACUAAACGAUUUGACAGUGAAAGGGCUGGCGACAGGGAAGUCCAACGUACUAUGUUAGAAUUACUUAAUCAAUUGGAUGGUUUCAGUUCUUCUUCAGACGUUAAGGUGAUAGCAGCUACCAACAGGGUUGACAUUUUAGACCCUGCUCUUUUAAGAUCUGGCCGUUUAGACAGGAAAAUUGAGUUCCCCAUGCCUACAGAAGAGGCCAGGACACGUAUAAUGCAAAUCCACUCACGUAAAAUGAACGUUCAAAACGAGGUCAAUUUCGAGGAGCUAGCCAGAUGUACGGAUGAUUUUAAUGGUGCACAAUGUAAAGCAGUAUGCAUCGAAGCUGGUAUGAUAGCUUUAAGAAGGGGUGCCACUGAACUAAUUCACGAAGAUUUUAUGGAUGCUAUAAUAGAGGUUCAAGCUAAAAAGAAGACUAAUCUUAAUUAUUACGCUUAAAAUGUUUAUAUAUUUACUACUUUUGCAUUAUAUUAAUUUUUAAUCG
Molecule: messenger RNA, 1456 nt
Organism: Gordionus sp. m RMFG-2023
Lineage: Eukaryota; Metazoa; Nematomorpha; Gordioida; Chordodea; Parachordodidae
Product: 26S proteasome regulatory subunit 6A-B
Exons: 9
Coding region: 103-1410 (435 amino acids)
Biological process (GO): proteasome-mediated ubiquitin-dependent protein catabolic process
Cellular component (GO): proteasome regulatory particle, base subcomplex
Molecular function (GO): ATP hydrolysis activity; proteasome-activating activity; ATP binding
Source: RefSeq, a predicted model, not a curated record